AUGUUUUCGGUGUGUGUUGUUGUGCCUCUCAAUUCGGGACAGCUUAAUCUGGCUGAAACCCUUCCAUCUGUUCUUCCACCUGUCGGUCUACCACCACUGUUACCCUGGCGUAUCAACCGGACGAUGACCGCAACACACGAUUCUGUUCGUCCGGGGUCCAUGAUCGGUGUUGGUGUUGGUGCGGGUGUACCCGUCGGUAAUGGUGCCCAUCCACUCCAACCCGGUUCGACAAAAUGUAAUCAUACAGGCCUAUCGUCUUGUCUGGUCAAUCAUACACGAGCUGUGCUCAUUGAUCAGUCCAAUAUGUGUACUCCGCAACAGGACGCGGAGAAAAUUCAGUGUCUCAGGGAAUUACCGGCUGAAAGUUAUGAGGUGCUCGAAGGUGAAGAUGUCCAAAUGCGCUGUCGAGUGGCACAUCAGCGCGGCAAAGCUCAAUGGAGAGCAAGAAAUUUCCUUUUGGGUGAGUCCUUAUCGCUGGUCUAUGGAUAA
Molecule: messenger RNA, 489 nt
Organism: Echinostoma caproni
Lineage: Eukaryota; Metazoa; Platyhelminthes; Trematoda; Plagiorchiida; Echinostomatidae
Source: the annotation of a GenBank genome assembly